AUGAAUAGCUUCGCUGUUAUGUCUGUUCUCGUUGCGGCUGCCACCGCUCGCAAGUUCACGGUCAAGAACAACUGCGCGUUCACCGUCUGGCCGGGUCUCUACACCGACCUGAACGCUGGCUCGGCUGUCCCCGACCACGCUACUGGCUGGGAGCAGGGCGCAGGCGAGGAGGUCUCCUUCGACGUCCCCGACAACUGGACUGCCGGCCGCAUCUGGCCGCGUACGGCCUGCGACUUCAGCACCAACCCAGGCCCCACCUCGUGCGAGACCGGCGGCUGCAACGGCGGCCUCGAGUGCUCCAAGGACGCCGGCACGGGUGUCCCGCCCGCCACAGUCGCCGAGUGGACGCUCAGCGGCGACGGCGACGCGGACUGGUAUGACGUCUCCCUGGUCGACGGCUUCAACAUCCCCCUCGCGGUCACCCCGUCGACCGACUGCCAGGAGGCGUCCUGCCCCGCGGACCUCAACCCGGACUGCCCGGCUGAGCUCCAGCAGACCGGCGCUGACGGCAAGGUUGUCGGCUGCAAGUCGGCGUGCCUCGCCAACCUCGACGGCAACCAGCAGGACUCCGCCAACUGCUGCAGCGGCUCGCACAACACUGCUGAGACCUGCCCGCCCGACGGUGUCCAGUACUACGACUACUUCAAGAACGCCUGCAAGAACUCGUACGUGUACGCCUACGACGAGUCCUCCAAGACGGCCCUCUGGACCUGCCCGACCGCCGACAAGGCUGACUACACCGUCACCUUCUGCCCUUAA
Messenger RNA from Schizophyllum commune H4-8, 759 nucleotides. RefSeq names its product Osmotin, thaumatin-like protein. NCBI's taxonomy places the organism in Eukaryota, Fungi, Basidiomycota, Agaricomycetes, Agaricales, Schizophyllaceae. Gene Ontology annotation, biological process: defense response. Gene Ontology annotation, cellular component: extracellular region. The record is from RefSeq and is a predicted model, not a curated record. The transcript is spliced from 4 exons. The coding region runs from base 1 to 759 and encodes 252 amino acids.